Messenger RNA from Planococcus citri (citrus mealybug), 2116 nucleotides. RefSeq names its product protein D2-like. The transcript has 11 exons. Bases 118 to 708 code for a protein of 196 amino acids. The record is from RefSeq and is a predicted model, not a curated record. NCBI's taxonomy places the organism in Eukaryota, Metazoa, Arthropoda, Insecta, Hemiptera, Pseudococcidae.
UUCUUAUUGAUAAAAUAAAAAAUGUGAAAUGUUUGUGUUGCUUAUUUUUGCGUUCGUACUUACUCAAAUGAUUUUUUUGUUCUUCAAGUUAAAUGCUCGAUUUUGUGAAAACAGAAUAUGCCAAAUUUUAAAAUACUCGUAGGAUUUUUGUUACUUUUAUUCAAUAUACAUAAUUAUUCAACUGUAAGGCUGGGAGUAGAUUUUAAAACACAUCACAUUGUGCCAGAGAUCAUUGAAAAUGCACCUCAGCGUCGUGUUUAUGUCAGUUACGAUAAUAAUAGGACUGUUAUAAAAACUGGUUGCUCAUACGACCGCCAACAUCUAACCCAAGAACCUUUAAUACUUUGGCAGUGUCGCGAAGGUUCAACGUACACAAUAAUUAUGACAUGUUUAGAUGAUACCUUAGCUAAUCUAACAAAUAGAGAGAAACAAGUACAUUGGUGGUUAGUGACAAAUAUACAGAAUUGUUCAGUCAGUAGCGGAGAAUCCAUCUUUCCAUAUCAAUUGGUGAAUCGACUUCCUAUGGGAGCUUUUCAACGAAUCGUGAUUUUAGCUUUCACUCAAAUGAAACCCAUCUAUAAUCAUGAUUUUCCAAAAGUCACUGGAACUGACGAAGACAGUCGAGAGUCCUUUACAAUUAAAGAGUUUGUAAAUGCUCAUACUUUGGGAAAUGCCUUGGCUGGUAAUUACUUUAGAUUGGGAUAUUGAGACGUCCAUUCCAAAUAAAACACCGAGUACCUAAUUACCUAUGCUAAUAUGUAUAACAAAAUACGCUGAUAUUAAAAGAAUGUAUUUUUAAAAGCAUAAAAUAAGUAAACUUUAUACUUUUUUACACUUGUUUGAAUGGUCUAUUCUUCAUUUUUUUUUUCAAAUUAGUGUUUGAUGUCAUGUUGAACAAUUUACUUUUGACUUGACAGCCAAAAAAAGUUGAGAAAUCGAUAUCAAAUAUAAUACAAACAUUUAACUGAAUCGAGCUGAAACAUCGAGUAGGUAUUCAUUACGUACCUAGGAAUUAAUAUGCGAAUUUUACUGCAGUUAUCAAUUAAUUAGGUAGGUAUUGGUAUUUGAAAAUACAGAACACGUGUGCUUCGAAAUUUAUCUGAAUUAUUUAAUUUGGAAUCUUUCAUAACAAAUCAGAGUGAUAGGCAGUGCGUUUAAUCAACGAUCUUUUUUUGAUUAAUGAGUAUGUAAAUGUGGCUAUCUAAGUAUAUUGAAACAAAUAAAACAGCGAAAAUGUUUUCCAACAACUUUUUGUUAUUGCUUAUAAUUUUUUUACAAAUAAUUAUAAAAUUAUUGGCUGAUACGACUUCGUAUUGGGAUUGGGAUACAAUAAAACCAGAAUAUUGGACUCCGGGAAUUCGAGAAGAUGAAAAUAUAACCGAAAGAUUGAUCGUAGCUGAUAUAAUUCCGAACAUUAUUCCAGUAGCGUUUAAAACAUUUUGUCAUAUAGCUUUUCCAAUAAGGUGGCAUACGGAAUGGUUAUAUAUUCAUCAUCAACUCAUCUAUGAUUUCGAAGAAGUUGAAAAAGAACCAGAAGUGAAAUGGCCCUGUAAUAAUGAUAAAUUGCACACUCUGAUUUUCACCAAUUUAGAUAAUAUGAACGGAACGCACACAUUUGUUCAUCAGUUUCACUGGUGGCUUGUAACAAACAUUGUCAACUGUAGUAUAUUCAAGAAAAAUGACGUAUUUGGAUACUUUCCACCAACAAAAGAUCCUGUAGAAGGUGUGUAUAGACAAUUACUUCUGAUUUACGAGCAUCAGGACCCUAUUGAUGUUGUGAUUGAUAAAGAAGCUUAUGUCAUGAACAAGACGGCUCCGCGUCAAAAUUUUACCAUACAAGAAUUCGCCAAUUUUAAUAAAUUUUCUGCUCCGGUGGCGGGCCAAUUUUUCAAACUUGGGAAGCCGUUCAAAUUGGGCUUGGAUACGCAAAUUGAUUUCGAUUGGUGAAGACUGAAGAUUGAAGAAUUUGCUUUGAUGCACCCCUAGGCCCUAACGUUGUAAGGUUGUAACGUUAUGUUAUGUUCGUUUUCUUUACUUCUUUCCUUUUCUGUUUACCGUUAUAAUUUUGUAUUUAUUCGAAUUUAAUAAUUUAAAAAAUAAAUUAUUUUUGAUAUGA